Molecule: messenger RNA, 699 nt
Organism: Fusarium verticillioides 7600
Lineage: Eukaryota; Fungi; Ascomycota; Sordariomycetes; Hypocreales; Nectriaceae
Exons: 2
Coding region: 298-687 (129 amino acids)
Source: RefSeq, a predicted model, not a curated record
CGUCGUCCUUCUUGUUUGGGUCGACAGCCCACAUGCUAACCUCGUUUCCGUCGGCAUCGAGAGGUCGGAUAUCGCGAGAAAACUUCUUACCACCUAGGAGUUUGUCAGUCUGGUUGUUGGGCACGUGCUCGUGGUCAACAUACCUCCUCGUGCGGGCUUUCGAAACUUUCCUCCUCGGCCACGCGAGCCUCCUCCAGGGGGACCACCAGGAGCCAUGAUGGGUAAGCUGUGAGAGAAUAGGGACGAGGGAGGCGAGCUUUUUGGGGGGGCAGGAGUCUAUCUCGAGACUUUUGUGUUAUGACUUGUUCAGAUCGUUUAGGUCGGGAUAUUCUGUGUUGUCGAUUAUCACGCCGUCUCGCAAAUGAACGUUUGUUUGCUGGUCAACCUUGUUCAGCAGGGCGGGGUAGCGGGGUAGCUAAUGACGGCAGCUCUGAUAAACGAACAAGCACGAGAUGGAGUGAUGGACUGUUGGUCAGGAACUUUUGGGUGACGUUGCUUCUCUUAUAUACGAUCGCAAAUCGAAUUUCAAAUCACUGCAGGUGGAAUAUGGUUCAGAAUAUAAACCAUCUUUUCCCUCGGAGGUUUAUCAAGAAGCCUAAUUAUAACUUAAGUAGAACGCAGAAAAGCAAGACCUGGCUGGUAUGGCCCAAUCCUGAGUUGUCCACUGUACAGUACGUCGAAGCUUGAAAUAAAACAACG